Xenopus laevis (African clawed frog) is the source of this 3927-nucleotide messenger RNA. It is a transcript of the gene ern1.S, whose product is annotated as endoplasmic reticulum to nucleus signaling 1 S homeolog. The coding region runs from base 181 to 3093 and encodes 970 amino acids. NCBI's taxonomy places the organism in Eukaryota, Metazoa, Chordata, Amphibia, Anura, Pipidae. Gene Ontology annotation, molecular function: protein kinase activity; protein homodimerization activity; ATP binding. The transcript has 22 exons. Gene Ontology annotation, biological process: endoplasmic reticulum unfolded protein response; positive regulation of JNK cascade; mRNA processing. The record is from RefSeq and is a predicted model, not a curated record. Gene Ontology annotation, cellular component: IRE1-TRAF2-ASK1 complex; protein-containing complex; endoplasmic reticulum membrane.
AACUCACUCCUGAACUCCCAAUAUAAUGGAUCCGAAGAUGACGCCGGGUGUCACGUGCAAGUGACGUCAUGGGAGGCCGAAUCGCGUCUAGGAACUUGCUGCAACCGUGUGGGGAAUGUAAUGGAGGAUCCGAGCGGGUUAGACGGGGCCCGAACACCCUGAGACCAACGGGAACUGAACAUGGCGUCUCUGCCGACCCUCUUGCUGCUCUUGCUCUGCCUUACGUGUGGGGGGAGCAGCACUACGGUGUCCCUGCCAGAAACACUGCUUUUUGUAUCCACACUCGAUGGGAGUCUUCAUGCCAUCAGCAAGCGGACUGGCUCCAUCAGAUGGACACUGAAAGAAGAUCCAGUACUGCAAGUUCCAACACACGUAGCAGAGUCUGCUUUCCUCCCAGACCCAAAUGAUGGCAGUCUCUACACUCUGGGAAGUAAGAACAAGGAAGGGCUGACAAAACUUCCAUUUACCAUCCAAGAGCUGGUCCAGGCCUCUCCCUGUCGGAGCUCAGAUGGCAUCUUGUAUAUGGGCAAGAAGCAGGACGUUUGGUAUGUCAUUGACCUGGUGACUGGGGAGAAGCAACAGACUCUGACGUCCUCCUUUGCUGACAGUCUCUGCCCGUCAACUUCACUGCUCUACCUGGGGAGGACAGAAUACACCAUCGCUAUGUACGACACAAAGAAUAAAGAGCUGCGCUGGAAUGCCACUUAUCAUGACUAUGCUGCCACUCUGCCUGAUGAGGGCACUGAAUACAAAAUGUCCCACUUUGUUUCCAGUGGAGACGGAAUGGUGGUGACCGUGGACAGUGAAUCAGGGGAUGUGCUCUGGAUACAGAACUAUGCCUCACCAGUGGUGGCACUGUAUAUGUGGCAGCGAGAAGCCCUAAGGAAGGUGCGGUACACCAACGUGGCAGUGGAGACUCUGCGCUACCUGACCUUCAUGUCUGGAGAGGUUGGCCGCAUCACCAAGUGGAAAUAUCCUUUCCCCAAAGAGACAGAGACCAAAAGCAAACUCAUGCCUACUCUGUACGUGGGAAAAUACUCCACCAGUCUCUACGCUUCCUUCUCGCUGGUCCAUGAUGGUGUCACUGUGGUGCCGAGGGGGAGGGCAAUUCCACUGCUGGAUGGGCCCACACCUGACGGGGUGACCAUUGAAGAGAAUGGGGAGUGUGAGUUUACACCCAGCAUAGAUCUGAAAAUUCCUACAGGGAUGAAACAAAAGGACAAGCUGAGAUACUGGCACAACCUAUGGCUGCUAAUAGGGCACCACGAGAUCCCAAACUCUGCGCCAACCAAGAUCCUUGAUAACUUCCCUGCUUCCCUGCCAAGGGGCCAGGAGAAUAUCAUAGAGGCCAGUGCUGAAAAGCCACACAUUCCAGAGGAAGUUAUGGAGAUGGCAAAUGAGGCAUCGGAGGAUCUGGGCACUUCCUACUCACAGGAUCUAAGUGACAUUUCCCGACCAGUCCCUCCCAAGCCAGAAGCUCCUGUGGACUCCAUGCUCAAAGAUAUGGCCACCAUAAUAUUCAGCACCUUCCUCCUGGCUGGCUGGGUGGCCUUUGUCAUCACAUACCCAAAGCAGGCCGUACAACAGCAGCAGCAACUGCAGCACCAGCAGUUCCAGAAGCAGUUGGAAGAGAAGAUUCAGCUGCUGCAGAUGCAGAAUGUUCCAUUCCAGUCUCCUGCUGAUUUGUCUCAAGAUGGAGAUUAUCUAGAUCUCUCUGGGGGGCUGGGGGAAGGCUCUACUGUCAGCUCUCCCAAUGUGUCCCCAAAGGCUUCCAACCACUCUGUGUGUUCCAACAUAUCCGCAUCAGAGGGUGCCAGUGUCAUCUCCACAGAGCAUGAGGAUGCAGAUGAGGACAGGCAUGUGGCUGUGGGUAAAAUCUCAUUUAAUCCGAGGGAAGUUCUGGGUCAUGGAGCUGAGGGUACCAUCGUGUACAGGGGGCACUUUGAUAACCGGGACGUGGCGGUGAAGAGAAUUCUCCCAGAAUGCUUCAGUUUUGCAGACCGAGAGGUGCAGCUGCUGAGAGAAUCAGAUGAACAUCCUAAUGUGAUUCGCUAUUUCUGCACGGAGAAGGAUCGGCAGUUCCAGUACAUCGCCAUCGAGUUGUGCUCCACCACCCUGCAGGAGUAUGUAGAAGAGAAGGACUUUGAUAGUCACGGCUUGGAGCCAAUCACGUUGUUGGAACAGACGAUUUCAGGACUCUCCUACCUGCAUUCACUCAGCAUCGUACAUAGGGACCUGAAGCCACACAAUAUCCUGAUUUCCAUGCCCAAUGCCCAUGGAAAGGUGAAAGCCAUGAUCUCCGAUUUUGGCCUGUGCAAGAAGUUGGCAGUGGGAAGAAACAGUUUCAGCCGGAGAUCUGGGGUCCCAGGGACAGAGGGAUGGAUUGCUCCAGAAAUACUGAGUGAAGACAGUAAGGAGAAUCCGACCUACACGGUGGAUAUCUUCUCUGCUGGCUGUGUCUUUUACUAUGUCAUAUCGGAAGGAAAACACCCGUUUGGCAAGUCCCUGCAGCGGCAAGCCAACAUUCUCCUGGGCACCUACAGUCUCGACUGCUUAGACUUAGACCUGCACGAGGGCCUUGUUGCCCACCAUCUCCUCGAGGAAAUGAUAAAUAAAGACCCGCAGAGUCGUCCCUCUGCUUCGGCUGUGCUCAAACACCCCUUUUUCUGGAGUCUGGAUAAACAACUUCAGUUCUUCCAGGAUGUGAGUGAUAGAAUAGAGAAAGAGGCUCUGGAUGGGCCCCUGGUGAAACAGCUGGAGAGAGGAGGACAGUCCGUGGUACAAAUGGACUGGAGGCAGCACAUCACUGUCCCACUGCAAACAGAUCUAAGGAAAUUCCGCAGCUAUAAAGGGAAUUCCGUGCGAGACCUGCUCCGGGCAUUGCGCAACAAGAAACAUCACUACCGGGAGCUGCCAGCAGAGGUGCAGGAGACGUUGGGGGGUGUCCCAGAUGAUUUUGUUUGUUACUUCACGUCCCGCUUUCCCAGCCUACUCUUGCACACUUACCUUGCUAUGCAAAUGUGCAGUCAUGAGAGACCCUUCCAGCCUUACUAUCAACAGGAUCCCUCCGUGUUCUGUCCUGACGUGGCUUGAGCUGCACUGUGUGUGGCACAUGGUGGACAGUGGAGGAAUUGAGUGAGGCUGGACUAAGGCCCUCACACAUUGUGCCUUUAAUACUGACUUGGUGCUAGCUAGGCGCACAGGGUUCUGCCAUAGUGUUUGACACCUGCCUGGCACCAUGUCAUGAUAAGUGACAUAUUCUUAUUGUUGCACUAGGGCAUCACACUCCCAGCGGCUUUUAUUCUGGCAGCCCUCUCUGAAUGCCGUUGGGUUAUGCCUGAUGGUGUGGGGGGGAGGGGUAUCUCUGGCAGAGGAGUGGGUCUGUGUUUGUCCCAAGGGGGUGGGUAUUAUUCCUGGUACAGGAGCAGAUAUGUGCCCGUCUGUGAUUACGUUUUUAACAUAUGGUUCAGAAAUUAGACAUUUAGUAACAAAGGGUGAUGCUCAUUUCCCAGUAUUUGCUCUUUUCGCUGAGUUUUCUGGGGCAAGAAUGUGAUAUCCCCUUACAACAAUGCCCCUAUAUUACACCUGCACGGGAAAAGGGAGGGCCUGGGAGGGGCUACAGUUGAACCCUGGGGCAUGUGUAUGAAGUAUUUGCCCACCCCCCAGGCCUGUUGUGUUUUAGGAGAGGGGUGAAAGGGAUACAAGGGGAAUUUUUACUUUUCUUACUUAAUGUGGUCGGCUGUCAAGAAAACAAAAAACUUGGUGCAGUCGAGCUCUGGAUUUUAGAGAGAUUUUAUUGGCAAGUUUGGUGAAAGCGCAACUGGACCUGCUGCUUUAUAUUGGGGGCGAAUCCGCUACAUUUAUACACUGGGCACAACACGCCCACAUCUCAGGCUUCUUUAUCAAUAAAUCUCUUUUUAUUCAGUA